Messenger RNA from Folsomia candida, 2200 nucleotides. Its product is annotated as acyl-CoA dehydrogenase family member 11. Gene Ontology annotation, molecular function: oxidoreductase activity, acting on the CH-CH group of donors. The transcript is spliced from 9 exons. NCBI's taxonomy places the organism in Eukaryota, Metazoa, Arthropoda, Collembola, Entomobryomorpha, Isotomidae. The record is from RefSeq and is a predicted model, not a curated record. Bases 235 to 2010 code for a protein of 591 amino acids.
UCUGCUUAUUUUUGUAUGAAUGGUGGUGGCAUGGCUUAUCAAUUCAAUGGCAUUUUAUUAUUGAGCUGCCCAAGUUUAUAUAGAGUAUAGUUGGUUGAUGUUGUUGUUGUUGAUCACCGAAUUGCUGACCACCACAGCUGCGAGACGACCUCAUAAUUAAUUACUCCCCAUUAGUAAUCAAUCCACGGAUUGAACUUCCUGGAUUUCCGGUUCCAUUCAUAAAUAUUUAUUUUGAUGAUGGCGAGGUCAUCUCUGCUCCCGUUUCAACAUGCGAAACUUGGAGGUUUUCUGCAAGCUCCCCCCAAUUUGGGGAAUGUUUACACGGGGGACGCCUUCCUCGCCCGCGUCCUGGAGCGACUCCUCCCACCCAAAACCUUUGCCGAGGUGCACGAAGACCUUGAACGGCUUGGUCACCGGGUGGAAUCUGAAAUCGACCCUUUGGGAAUGCAGUGCGAAAAUAAUGAGCCAGUUCUUCGCCAAUUUGAUGCGUGGGGACGACGUGUGGACGAAUUGGUGACCUGCCCGGCCUGGAAACGUAUGAAAGAGAUCACGGCGGAAGAGGGAAUCAUAUCAUCCGGAUAUUCUGGCAAAUUUGGCGAAUUUGGGAGAAUUUUUCAGUUCGCGAAAUGUCUCGUCUUCCACGCCUCGUCGGGGCUUUAUUCCUGUCCCAUCGCAAUGACGGACGGAGCUGCAAAAACGCUGCAAGAGCUGAAGCUGCCUCAAUUUGACUCUGUUCUAAAGAAACUCACGUCCCAGGAUCCUGCCCAAUUUUGGACGUCUGGCCAGUGGAUGACCGAACGUGGGGGCGGCUCUGACGUUGGGACGGGAACGGAGACGGUUGCCAUUCCAAAAUCGGAUGGGACGUACACGCUGCACGGCUACAAAUGGUUGUCCUCUGCCACGGAUGCGGACAUUGCUCUCACGCUCGCCAGGAUUGUGGACAAGGGAGAAAAGGCACAGGAUGGGUUGUCCAUGUUUUUGUUGAAAACGCGUCGAGAAGACGGCAGCCUGGACCCUGGAAUACAAAUGAUGAAAUUAAAGAACAAGUUGGGAACGAGGAGUCUGCCCACUGCAGAAUUACUGCUCGACGGCGUUGUGGCCCAACUCGUGUCUGACCCUGGUCGUGGCGUCGCAGCAAUUUCACACAUGCUCACAGUCACACGAUUGCACAACACGACGGGGAGUGUCGCGGCGAUGAGACGUAUUCUUCUGCUGGCCAGAGAUUAUAGCAUGAAACGUGUGGCCUUCGGAGUCCCCAUUGCGCAACAUCGGCUGCACGUGGACACUUUGGCCGGAAUGGAAUUGACCGCGAGGGCUGCAACCCUCCUCUUUUUCGAAGUGGUCAGAUUAUUUGGGCUGUCAGAACAUGGUCGUGUCGGAAAUGACGACGAGGAGAAUCGCCAGCUCCUUCGCCUCUUGACGCCCGUGGUGAAGCUGUACACUGCCAAAAAGUGUAUCCCCCUCAUAAGUGAAGGGUUGGAAUGCUUCGGAGGGCAGGGCUACAUUGAGGAAACGCGGCUUCCCGUUAUCCUCCGAAAUGCUCAGGUCAUGACCAUUUGGGAGGGGACGACCAACGUGCUCUCUCUGGACACCUUGCGCGCCAUCGCCAAGUCCAAUGGAGCAGCAAUCGCCGCAUUUCAUGCCAACAUGAGUAGAAGGUUGCGACAGGUGGUCAAGCCCGACUUGGCCCCAUCGAUUGGCCGUGUGCAGGCUGAGCUUGAGGACCUGGUGGCCAUUCUUCCAGAGCUGGAAGCCACGGAGGUCAUGGCUCGAGCGAGGCUGGUUUCUUUUGCAAUCGCAGAAAUAGCUAUAGGAGUGCUCUUCAUUGAGCACGCAUCCAGUGGAGUCGCUCAAGGAACGGAUUUGGCUGCGGCGAAACGAUGGGCGUCCCAAAUGACGAAAUGGUCUCUGCAGCUCAAGGAUGCUGAACGGUUCGAAACGGACAACUCCAACCAACUUGUGUUUGAAGGUUAUCCUGGCCCAGAUUUUUCCAAAACAUCCAAACUGUGAUUUUGUGGAUGUCUAUGAACCCCAUAUACUACGUACAUACAUACGUACUCAAUGGUCAGUUUAUUUAUACUUAUGUAACCACAUUCUUCAGCAAAGAGCAGUGUGAACAUAACCUUUUGAUUUUGACUAUUUUAUUUGUUGUAUGCAUGUAGUUGAAUAAAGGUUCAAAUUAAUUUGCUUAAAAGUUGAA